CACACUCCCAGCUGGACUUUGCCCAAGUCCGAAGGGCCGGUACGAAGUGACCCCCUCGCUGCUGCACCCUUCUUCUCCAAGCGUCCCGAGAGAUAUUGGUCUGGUGAUAUCUUCAGAAACCUCAUCACCUGUGGCUGUAGAGCAUGUGGGAAGGGCGGCGCGUGGAGGAGCUGCCCACUCCGGCCUUCACGGUGGAUCUCGACGUAGCCACGAGGAACGCGGAGCGGAUGCGGGAGCGUUGCCGGGCCCUGGGGGUGGCCCUCAGGCCCCACAUGAAGACCCACAAGACCCUGGAAGCUGGGCGCCUCAUGACGGGGGGCUCCCUGAGGGGAAUCGUGGUCUCCACGCUGGCUGAAGCCCGGCACUUUGCGGACGGGGGCUUCGACGACAUCCUGUACGCCUACCCGCUGCCCUUCGACAAGGUGGACGCUUCCGCCUCCUUGGCGGAGAAGCUGGAGGCCUUCCAGGUGAUAGUGGACAGCGCAGAGGCCCUGGAGCGGCUGAAGGGGAGGCCUCUGCGUACUGGGCAGCCCUGGAAAGUCUGGCUGAAGAUCGACUGCGAGAACGGACGAGCUGGCGUGAAAACCUCGGACCCCGCAGCCGUGAAGCUGGCCAAGGCCGUCUCUGAGGGGGCCACGGAGCUGGUGGGCGUCUACGCCCAUUGUGGGAACUCGUACGGGUGCCACGGCCUGUCGGAAAUCCAGUCGGUUGCCCAAAAAACCACCGAGCUUGUCCUCAAGUUUAUGGAGCAGCUCCGGGAAGCCGGGGUGCCCUGUCCGAAAUCCAGCAUUGGCUCCACGCCCUCCUGCAGCCACCCGGUGCCCGCCAUGGGCCAGCUCAGCGAAGUCCACCCAGGAAAUUAUAUUUUUUACGAUCUCCAGCAGACGAUGAUUGGCUCCUGCCAGCUUGAGGACGUGGCCGUGCGAGUCUGGACACGAGUGAUUGGUCACUACCCACACCGCAACCAGUUACUGGUGGACUGCGGAUGGACAGGGUUGAGCCUGCACAGCCUGGGUCAGCUGCCCACCGGCUUUGCCCUGGUGGACGGCCACCCAGACCUCAAAUUGGUGGCAAUGACUCAGGAACACGGAAAAAUCGAACCCAUGACCGGGAUACUGGAUUUUGCCAAGUUCCCCCUGGGCAGCCUUCUGGCUCUGAUCCCUUACCACGCGUGUGCCACGGCCGCGAUGCACCCCGUCUUCUUCGUCCACCGCGGGGGCCGUGUGGUGGAGACGUGGAAGCCGGUGCGAGGCUGGUGAAAAGACAAGAUGAAGAAGAUCCUGGCUUGUACAAUCAUUUGAGGGUCCCACAAAUCGUUUGAACAAGGGAAUGUCCAGUUUACAACUUCGCAAGAUCUGAAUUGUCAACUUACUUGUAGGUAAAGUCCAGUUGCAGUUAAGGUCAAGCCAGGAGCCCCCUGGUUGCUGAACCAUCCAAUUCCUAUCAAGCCACGAAUGGUGGCUUGUAAAGACAUGACCAACUUAAGUCAGUGAAACAAUUCUGUUUGUAAAAAGAGAGAUUUCCUCCCCCCCACCCCCCAAAAAAAGUACUGGUUGUCCUUGACAUACAUCCGUUGCUAAAUGAGACCCUUGUUAACUGAGUUCCGCCCCGUUUUACGACGUUUCCUGCCACCCCCGUUGUUAAGCGAACCCCUGCGGUCGUUAAGUUAGUCACACGGUCACGAAGUGAAUCUGGCUUCUCCGUUGGCUUUGCUUGUCAGAAGGUCGCAAAAGGGGAUCACGCGACCCCCCUACCCUCCCUUGGGAAACUCAGGCCGUCAUAAAUAUGAACCUGUUCCCAAUGGUUUGCGACGGUUGUGUGGAAAAUGGUCAGUGAUGUUGUGAACAGUCGCUAAACGAAUGGUUGUAAGUGUGCAAAGCCCUUGAGGGAGGAGAGAGGAGCUCUUUUCGCACCAGGCAGAGGAUUAGGGGUAGAGUAGUCCCCCCCCUCCCCUUGAGGUGUAGGCUGGAUAGAUGGACUCAGGCCUGAUCCCACACGCUCGAAACCUAGUUUAAAUCUUUGCAGUUUUCGGAACCACCUAACUGGCAUUCGUGUUCCAGGGGGUG
Messenger RNA from Thamnophis elegans (Western terrestrial garter snake), 2066 nucleotides. Its product is annotated as D-threo-3-hydroxyaspartate dehydratase-like. Bases 144 to 1259 code for a protein of 371 amino acids. Gene Ontology annotation, molecular function: D-serine ammonia-lyase activity. The transcript is spliced from 9 exons. Gene Ontology annotation, biological process: D-serine catabolic process. The record is from RefSeq and is a predicted model, not a curated record. NCBI's taxonomy places the organism in Eukaryota, Metazoa, Chordata, Lepidosauria, Squamata, Natricidae.